Molecule: messenger RNA, 3786 nt
Organism: Amborella trichopoda
Lineage: Eukaryota; Viridiplantae; Streptophyta; Magnoliopsida; Amborellales; Amborellaceae
Gene: TPLATE
Product: ARM repeat superfamily protein
Biological process (GO): endocytosis
Source: RefSeq, a predicted model, not a curated record
AUGGACAUUCUGUUCGCCCAGAUCCAGUCGGAUCUGAGGUCGAACGAUGCCCUCCGGCAGGCAGGGGCGCUGCUGCAGGCCCUCCAGCAAUCAGCGGCAGGGCGCGAUGUGUCACCCCUCUCAAAGUGCGCGUGCGAUGAAAUCCUGGCCUCUCCUGCGUCUGCUGUCUGCAAGAAGCUGGCACUCGACCUCAUCCGCUCCACUCGCCUCCCUCCAGAUCACUGGGACACCGCGUGCCGUGGCCUUCUUUCAGACUUCUCGUUCCCUGACCCAGAGGUCACUGCCGCUGCCCUUCCCCUCCUCUGUUCGGUGCCGUCAUGGCGCCUCCCGCGCCUCCUUUCGGACUGUGCCAACCACAUCAUGGCGUCCUUGGACUCCCCUUCCCCAUCCCUUCGCAUGGCUGCCACUGAGACUUUGGGCUGCCUCCUUGCUCGUGAUGACCUCGUCGCCCUCUGCGCCAGCAACCCGAGCCUCCGUUCCAAGGCUGACUCGUGGUGGGACCAGAUCACGCGCAACGCCCUCAGCGCCUCUGACCCUGUCUCCAAGGUUGCCUUCGAAUCCUUGUCCCGCCUUUUUCGCGAGUUUGGGUCCAAGCGCAUGAGUCGCCUGGCUGGGGACAAGCUCGUUGACACUGAGGACUCCAUGGCCAUACGCUCUGCCUGGGUCGCCUCUGCUGUUGAGCUCCUCUGGAAGAAGCGCACUUUCUACAUGGCACGCUCCCUCCUGCUUCCCACUGAGGGGUUCAAGGCAUGUGUAUUCCCCCUCGUUUACGCUGCCAAGACCAUGGCUUCUGGUGCCAUCGACACAUUGAAGAAGCUGUCCUCGGUUAAGGGUCCUCCUGCCCCAACAGGGGAUCUCGGGGCGGAGAAGGUUGUUGGGGUGUCAGAUGUAGUGUCUCAUUUUGUGCCCUUCUUGGGGGGGUCGUUGGAUCCCGCACUCGUGUUUGAGGUUGGCAUCAAUUUGCUGUCACUGGCGGAUGUUCCUGGGGGUAAGCCUGAGUGGGCGUCUGCUUCCAUCACCGCAAUACUCACACUGUGGGAUAGACAGGAGUUCUCCUCUGCCAGGGAGAGCAUUGUGCGCGCUGUGGUUACCAAUCUACACCUGCUUGAUCUCCAUAUGCAGGUUUCAUUGUUUAAGAGGUUGCUUCUUAUGGUAAGGAAUUUGAGGGCAGAAUCUGAUCGUAUGCAUGCUCUUGCUUGUAUAUGCCGUACAGCUCUUUGUGUCGACCUUUUUGCUAAAGAAAGUGUGAGGAGAGGUCAAAAGCCCCUUCCUGGGACUGAUAUUGCUUCACUUUUUGAAGAUGCAAGAAUCAAGGAGGAUCUUAAUACUGUUUCUAGCAAAAGUUUAUUCAGGGAGGAGCUAGUGGCUUCUCUAGUAGAAAGUUGUUUUCAGCUCUCUCUUCCCCUUCCCCAACAAAGGGAUACUGGUACAGAGAGCAGAGUAAUUGGAGCGCUGGCUUAUGGAACAGGCUAUGGAGCAUUGAAUUGGACAGAGUCAGCUCUGGAGGUGGUGGAGGUUUGCAGACCGUGUGUCAAAUGGGACUGUGAAGGAAGGACGUAUGCCAUAGACUGUUACUUAAAGUUGCUGGUAAGGCUUUGCCAUAUUUAUGAUACUAGAGGGGGUGUUAAAAAGGUUAAAGACGGGGCUUCUCAGGAUCAAAUUCUGUAUGAAACAAGGUUGCAGUCUUUGCAAAGGCUGCUCGUUAAAGAUUUGCGAGAGGUGAACACACCACGAAUUUGUGCUCGUUUGGUAUGGUCCAUAUCAGAGCACCUUGAUCUAAAUGGUCUGGAUCCGCUGCUUGCCGAUGAUCCAGAGGACCCAUUGAACAUCAUCAUCACGAAUAUUCACAAGGUGUUAUUCAGCACGGAUUCUUCUUCAAUGGCCUCGAAUAGGCUUCAGGAUGUGCAAGCUGUGCUCUUAUGUGCACAACGUUUAGGGUCACGACAUCCUAGAGCGGUUCAACUCCUCACUAAGGAACUUGAGGAUUUUAGGAAUGGCGGACUAGCAGAUUCGGUAAAUAAGCACCAGUGUCGUCUUAUAUUGCAGAUAAUGAAGUACAUUACCAGUCAUCCCGAAAGCAGGUGGGCGGGGGUCGGUGAGACCAAAGGUGAUUAUCCAUUCAGCCAUCAUAAGCUUACAGUUCAGUACUCUGAAGCUUCUGCUGCUCAAGAUAGGAAGUUGGAAGGACUGGUUCACACGGCUAUUCAAGAGCUUUGGAGGCCGGAUCCCAGUGAAUUAACCCUCUUGUUGACAAAAGGCAUUGACUCAACUUUAUUGAAGAUGCCUCCAAGUGCAUGUACUUUGACUGGUAGCAGUGAUCCUUGCUAUGUUGAAGCUUACCACUUGGCCGAUUCUACAGAUGGAAGAAUUACGUUACACUUAAAGGUUUUAAAUAUGACCGAACUGGAACUUAAUAGGGUUGACAUACGGGUUGGGCUAUCAGGUGCUCUACAUUUCAUGGAUGGAUCCCCUCAAGCUGUACGGCAGUUGCAUCAUCUUGUUUCACAGGAUCCAGUUCUCUGCAGUGUAACAGUAAGUGUCUCCCAUUUCGAGAGAUGUGCUCUCUGGCUUCAGGUAUUGUUCUACCCAUUUCAUGGUAGUGGUGGGGCAGGAGACUAUGGAGAUGGUGACUAUGCAGAAGAUGAUUAUUCUCAAGUCAUGAGACAAAAACAGACUUUGAGACCGGAAAUGGGAGAACCGGUAGUUCUGAGAUGCCUGCCCUAUAAGAUUCCUCUGACUGAGCUUCUUUUGGCUCACAAGUGUUCACCUGUUGAAUAUUUUCGCCUAUGGCCAAGCUUACCAGCUAUUGUGGAGUAUUCAGGUGCAUAUACAUAUGAAGGGAGUGGGUUCAAGGCGACUGCUGCUCUUCAAAGUGGAGCACCACCAUUUCUCAGUGGACUAAAAUCACUAUCAUCUAAGCCAUUUCAUCAAGUUUGUUCUCAUAUUCUGAGAACUGUUGCAGGGUUUCAACUCUGUUAUGCUGCGAAGACUUGGUAUGGCAGUUUUGUGGGCAUGAUGAUCUUUGGAGCGAGUGAAGUGAGCAGAAAUGUUGACUUUGGGGAUGAAACAACUACAAUGAUGUGCAAGUUCAUUGUGCGAGCCUCAGAUGCUUCAAUCACAAAAGAGAUUGGAGCCGAUUUGCAAGGUUGGCUUGAUGAUUUAACUGAUGGAGGAGUGGAAUACAUGGCCGAGGAUGAAGUGAAAAUCGCAGCAGCUGAGAAAUUAAGGAUCUCAAUGGAACGAAUAGCUCUUCUUAAAGCUGCUAAACCAAAAUCCCAACCCCCAAAAGAUGAGGACAAGGAAGACCAUGAAGAAGAAGAAGAAGCCAAGGAGCCUUCAACUCUAUCUAAACUGACAGUCGAAGAGGCAGAGCACCGGGCUCUUCAGGCAGCAGUGCUGCAAGAGUGGCAUAUGUUGCGCAAAGAAAAGGCAACCAAAUGAACAGCUUAUUUGUUGUUCAAACAUCUCUCUUCCCUAUACCCAUCUCUCUCCCCCCUCUAUCUCUCCAAAUACGAUGUCAUAUAGAGUACAUGACUUUUAAUGCGGCGUGUCCUUAGCUUUUUGUGUAAGUAAAUGGGAUUGGCAUAAUUGGUACGACUUUCAAGUGAGGCGUGUUCUCAGUUUUUUGUAGGAUUGUGAUUGGUUAUUUUCUCUCACUUAGCUAGAGCAACUGGUGAUCUUUUCUUGGGUGCAAUUCGCCACGGGCUGUGUGGCAUAAACUUCUCGGCUCUUUGGAAUGAUAUUGAGAUAAUCAUUGAUUAUAUUAUUCUUGGGACUUUGAUAUUU